Messenger RNA from Leishmania major strain Friedlin, 594 nucleotides. RefSeq names its product reticulon domain protein, 22 kDa potentially aggravating protein (paple22) (gene PAPLE22). The transcript has a single exon. Bases 1 to 594 code for a protein of 197 amino acids. Lineage: Eukaryota; Euglenozoa; Kinetoplastea; Trypanosomatida; Trypanosomatidae. The record is from RefSeq and is a predicted model, not a curated record.
AUGUCGGCCAUCGCGAAGGAGUUCAAGGGGCUCACGACGAAAGAUAUUGUGACGUGGCACCGCCCCAUCGCGUCUGCCAUCAUUUUUUCCUCCUUCUUUACCAUAUGGGCCAUCUUCGUCUUUGCCGAGUACACACUGACAACGUUUUUGUCUCGCAUUGUCUCCAUUCUCCUCAUCGCUGGUGCUGCCGCUGCCGUGACGAAGCGCACCAUCGUGACGUUGCCCAAGGAUGUGACUGCUAGCAUGGACCGUGCUUACGAGUCUGUGCGCCCGUGCGUGACGAAGUUGGUGGACAGCACGAUCUCCCUUUUCACAUGGCGCGACUACGCGGCGUCCGCCAAGUUCUUCAUGACCACCCUUGUGAUGGCCUUCCUCGGCAACUGGAUGAGCGACACGACGCUGAUGCUAGUCAUCCUUAUCGUUGCCUUUACGGCCCCGGUGGCAUACGAAAAGAAGCAGAACGAGAUCGAACGCGCAGUUCAGCAGGUGCGCGCCUACGCUGACAAGUAUCUCGGCAUGAUCAAGACUCACGCAGAGUCCAAGAAGUCGUCGGUGGAGCAGCAGCUUCAGGAUAUGGAGCGCAAAGCCCAGUAG